UACAUAUCUAUGUAUGAGUUACUACGAUUUGCAUCACAGCAGGGCAUUGCAUGCAAAAAUGCCUACCUACAUACAUUUUACUUAUAUCUAAACUAUAUAAAGCAGGCGAGUGUAUCGCUGCUGGGUCGGUGGCUUUUUUGAGAAGUUAGCCUCUCCUUUCCUCUCUCCACUCUGCAGAGAGAACAGGAGAGGCUAACUUCACUAAUGUUGGGGUAACGGGCUUAUCGACGGGCCUAUUUUGCAGUAUCUAGUAGUAUCUACUUAAGAUCUUAGUACUAGUAGAUACUUAAGUAUCUACUAGUAUCUACUUAAUUCCAAAACUGCAGUCUGCAUGACUUCACUCGACUCAUUAUUUAAGUAUUUAUUUAUAUCUCACCGAAAUCAUUGUUGAUAAUGAUAAGUGACACUCAAUGAUAUCUCAUCAUAGAUAAAAUUCUAACUAUAUUCUUAUGCAUUUCUAAUUCUACCCUCGCUGAGCUCCAAUGCGAUCAUUAUAUUUUUAUAACAAUUUAUGUCACAAUGGUGUCCAAUCCAAUUCUACUUUCUACUCUACUAUUUCUCCUCCUCACUGUAAAAUAUGGUGUCGAAGCACAAAAGGACCCCCACUUCACCGAAGGAAGACAAUCUAUCGUCCACCUUUUUGAAUGGAAGUUUAACAAUAUCGCAGACGAGUGCGAAAGAUUUCUUGGACCAUAUAAAUACGCAGGUGUUCAAACAUCACCUGUAACUGAGAAUGUUCUUCAAUUGACCCCGUUUCGCCCAUGGUCCGAACGCUACACUCCAGUCUCUUAUCAAUUUACGACGAGAUCUGGAAACGAAAGUGAACUUGCCUCCAUGAUUCAAAGAUGCAAUGCGGUCGGUGUCCGAAUUUAUGUCGACGUGGUUCUCAACCACAUGUCGGGACGAAGCUCCUGCUGCAUUGGAACGGGUGGAAGCAGUUUUGACCCCGCCACGAAAAGCUAUCCAGGAGUUCCUUAUACUGCGGAGGAUUUUAAUGGGCAUGGCGACGGCCUCGAGUGCGAGUCAGACAGUGGACUGAUUGAUGAUUAUCAAGAUGUUACCCAGAUAAAAAAUUGCGAGUUGGACACAUUGCGAGAUUUGAACCAGAAGAAGGCAAGCGUGCAGAAUAAGAUUGUCGAAUUUCUCAACAAACUUAUUGGUUUUGGAGUUGCUGGAUUCAGAGUCGAUGCCUCGAAGUACAUGUGGGUCCAGGAUUUAGAAGUGAUUUUCAGUAGGUUAGAUAAUCUAUCGACCUCUGCAGGUUUUCCGGAAAACGCGAAGCCAUUCAUUGUCAUGGAAGUUUGGGAUUUGGCAUUUGCCGGAGGAACUGAUCCGGUCCACGCCAAUGAAUAUCAUCACCUCGGACGAACGACCGAGUUCCAAUACGGGAUGUUUCUGGGCGAUGUCCUUCGUGGAUUUACACCUUUGAAAAACCUUUGGAAUUUUGGUGAACCUUGGGGAAUGUAUGCGUCCGAAAAUGUCCUCGUGUUCGUGGACAACCAUGACAAUCAGAGAUACCAAGGGUUCUACGAUACAAAUAUAUUAACUUUUCGGAACGGUGGACUAUACCGAAUGGCACAGGGGUUCGCCCAAGCUUGGCCAUUUGGUUUGAAAAGGGUGAUGUCUUCCUAUUACUGGGAACCAGACUGGCAAGAUGGCAAAGACAGGAACAAUUGGAUGGGCCCACCUCAUGACGAUGACGGCAACACGUUGGAUGUUCCCAUUAAUAAUGACCUCACAUGUGGGGGUGGCUGGAUAUGUGAGCACCGUUGGAGAGAAAUAUUCAACAUGGUUUCGUUUGGAAAUGUUGUCCAUGGAACUCCAGUCACCAAUUGGUGGGACAAUGGGAACAACCAAAUCGCAUUUUGUCGAGGAAAUAAAGGAUUCGUGGCAAUGAAUAAUGAGCAGAAUGUUCCUAUGGAUGAAUUUCUAAUGACUUGCCUACCUGCGGGUGACUAUUGUGACGUAAUUUCGGGAAAUGUUUAUAACGGGACUUGUUCUGGUAAAACGAUUCGCGUCGCUUUAAGCGGAUCAGCAGAAAUUUACAUUCCUCACACCGAUGAGACACGAAUGGUUGCAAUUCAUGUGGAGGCAAAAUUACCUUGAGCGGAGCCCUUUUCAAUUGAAGUAGACUGAAAAUAAGUACAUAUAUGCAUGCGCAUCUGCCUAUGUAAAUGUGUUUUAAAUUAAAUCCAUAUAUUGAAAGUAUGAUACGCAAAUAGCAGUGCUAUGUGUAUGUAAAAUAAGCUGAGUUUUCGCUAAACAUGAAUUACUAGAUAAUUACGUAAUUUUGUGAUUUUACAAAUGCACAUCUUAGUUAUGUAAGUUGACUAAAUAAAUAAAAACAUAUGCACAUAAA
Molecule: messenger RNA, 2359 nt
Organism: Folsomia candida
Lineage: Eukaryota; Metazoa; Arthropoda; Collembola; Entomobryomorpha; Isotomidae
Product: alpha-amylase A
Exons: 10
Coding region: 520-2106 (528 amino acids)
Biological process (GO): carbohydrate metabolic process
Molecular function (GO): cation binding; alpha-amylase activity
Source: RefSeq, a predicted model, not a curated record